This is a messenger RNA of Bombyx mori (domestic silkworm), 6367 nucleotides long. RefSeq lists its product as uncharacterized. The transcript has a single exon. Gene Ontology annotation, biological process: DNA integration. Lineage: Eukaryota; Metazoa; Arthropoda; Insecta; Lepidoptera; Bombycidae. The record is from RefSeq and is a predicted model, not a curated record. The coding region runs from base 1648 to 6174 and encodes 1508 amino acids. Gene Ontology annotation, molecular function: nucleic acid binding.
AAUUUGACAACAGACGUCAAGAACACAAGUUUGACAAUAAAUAUGCAUGCGUGUGUGCUUCAAAUACAUGGUAUAUAGUGUGUGUAAUAUUUUCUUUAUUGAUUUAAUGUAUCUUUUAUGCAUUAUUUUAAAAAAAUAUUAGCAUUGUGCACUUCUUCUCUAUAUUCUCUAUAAGUGUGGGUGUUUGAAUUCGGAAUGUCAAAGGUGUCAACGAGCGACGUCCGCUAUGACGCCUUACCCCUUUCCAUUUCCAGCCGUCAUGGGCGACACAUCUGUUUCUUAUUUUUUAUAGUCAUUAAUUUUAAUUCUUUAUUUUGUCACUUAUAGAUAAAUAAAAGUAAACUAAUAAUACAGUCCACUCUUAUUCAUAACGCAACAUAUGGUCCUUCUCCCGUGAAACAAUCGGAUCGACGACCUGCGGAAAAUACAAUUUGAAAACCGACGCUUAACCGCCAUCUUAAAAUCGUCGGAGCUUCAUCGGCUGGACAAAAUUUAGCUAUUCAACAAAGAUUGCUGAAGAUAUCGUCAACAAGCAAGUUCAACAUUCAAUACAAUUUGGAAGCCUUGGACAUCACAGGAACCAAUUCUGAUGAUACAUUCAAGCAGAUUGCACCAUCCACUGUGAGUCCGUUCCAAUCAUCUCAUACAUUCCCUUCAUAUUUUUUUUAAUUCUAAUAUAAAUCUUGAAAAUUUUCAUUCUAUUGCAAUUAUUACUUCAUAUUAAUGUGUUUUUAUCAAAAAAGUGCAUAAUUUGUUCGAACGUUUUGAACACGUUGCUAUUUGGUCAUACAUUUAUAACUAGGUACAGUCAUUUUUUAUAUUCAUCUCUAAAAAAUAAAAACUAUUUCAAAACUACAGCAUUAAUACAAACGUAUUGUAUUUUUAUAAAAUUUGCAAAUAAUACAUUAUUAUAUUUUAUAACAUUUGAAAUUCUAUUUCGAUUCAAUUUUUUUAAAUUUGUCAUCUGUCAUCUUAUAAUUUUCAUUUCUUGUCCACAUAAUCUUAUUGGCUUACAUAAAAAAUGGCAGACAUGAAAAGUCUAAUUAAAAAACGAGCUUCAAUUAAAGCAAAACUAACACAAUUUUCAUCAUAUAUCAACAUUUCUAAAUCGUGCCUAAAACUAAGUGAUAGAUAGAAAUCGAAUAUCGACUUCAAAAAUUCGAGUCAUUAUAUCAGAAAUAUGAUGCAUUACAGAACGAUUUGGAGUCUGUAGUGGAUGAUCCCAACGAGCAAUAUGCGGAGCGUGAGGAAUUCGAGAAGCAAUAUUACGGCUUAGUAGCUUCUUCACGUCAGCUGAUCAGUGCAGCGCGCAAGCUUCUACAGAGUGAAGCAGUCUCCGAGGUGGGCUCUUGUGGUGCACAUACACACAAACACAACUCAAUAAGAUUGCCUAAAAUAGACCUUCCAAAAUUCAAUGGUGCUUAUCAUGAUUGGCUGGAAUUUAGAGACACUUUUAUUUCAAUUAUUCAUAUAAACAACAACAUUGAUAACAUUAAUAAGUUACACUACCUGCGUGCUUCUUUGAAGGGAAGUGCAGCACUUGUAAUUAAUAAUUUAGAUUUUACAUCUACCAACUAUGAUAUUGCCUGGAAGUUACUCUGUGACAGGUAUGACAAUAACCGUCUGCUGGUCAAUAACCAUGUUCAAAUGCUUUUCAAUGUAGAACCAAUUAAUAAGGAAGCAAGCAAAGCAUUGCGUUACAUCAUUGAUAUUACGAAUAAGAAUCUUAGGGCUUUAUCAACAUUAGGUCAACCGGUUCAACACUGGGACACUCUCAUUAUUCAUUUAAUGACGAGUAAGUUAGACCAAGUCACAAACCGUCAGUGGGAAGAGUAUAGAAACUCAUUAUGUGAUUCACCUACAUUCUCUACAUUCAUCACAUUCCUUAAUAAUAGAGCUGACUUAUUGGAAACGAUUGAACAGACAAAGUUGGUAAAAUUACAGAGCGAUUUAUCGAAAAACAGUAACAUUAAAACAAAAAGUUUAAUUGUUUCUGAAAACAAAUUAAAACCAAUUUCAUGUCCUAUGUGUAAGCAGUCACAUUUCUUAUUCCUUUGUCCAGAAUUUAGAGAAUUAUCAGUUCAGACACGUUUGGAAAAAGUACAACAGUUUGGAGUAUGUAGCAAUUGUCUUAGAGUGGGUCACAAUUCAAAAAUUUGUAGGUUAGGUCCUUGUACAUAUUGUACUGUUAAACAUAAUACCUUGUUGCAUGUUCAUAAUGAACCUAAUUCAAAUAGUACAACCAUUGCUCUCUCAGCGGAACAUUCAACUGAAAAUAGUAAGUUAUUGUCAAAUUGUAACAAUACAACUAGUCUUGCUUUCUCAGCUAAGCACACUACUGAUAGUCGUCUAACAUUACUUUCGACGGCCCUUGUUCAAGUGGAGGAUUUCAAGGGAAAUCAGUACACUGCACGAGUGUUGUUGGAUAAUGGAAGUACAGCAAACUUCAUAUCCAAAGACUUAGUCAAAAGGCUAAAUUUAUCCACUUAUAAAAUAAAAUCAAAAGUAAUGGGCAUUAAUGCAAAAAUUUCAAACUGCGACGAAGCAUGUGAAAUUUCAUUUACAUCAAAAAAUCAAGUAUUUAGAGCUAGCAUACAAUGUUUUGUACUACCUAAAAUAUCAUUAUGCAUACCUCAAAUAUCAUUAUGCAUACCUCAAAUUUACAUAAAUACAAAGGCUAUUCCUAUACCUUCGGACAUUCGUCUUGCCGACCCCAACUUCAAUACUCCGUCUUCCAUAGACAUUCUUCUUGGAGCUGAAGUCUUUUGGGACGUCAUAGGCUCGGAUCGUAUCCACAUGGGUAGGAAUUUGCCCUUGUUAUGUGAUUCGAAAUUAGGAUGGUUAAUUUCUGGGUCAAUACCUCAGAACAGCCACCCACAACAAACAUGUAUGUUAAUCAAUAGCAUACAUGAAGAUUUAACUCGUUUCUGGGAGUUAGAUUCUAUUGCUACAAAACAUACAUUAACAGCAGAUGAAAGAGCCUGUGAACAAAUAUUUAUCAAUACUACAUCCCGUAACAAAAACGGACGUUUUGUAGUCAACAUUCCUUUAAAGGAAACGCCUAGUGUACUAGGUGAUUCUUAUACAUUAGCUAAACGUCGAUUUUUUUCCUUAGAAAAUCGUUUAAGCCGAAACGAAAACUUCAAACAACAAUAUGUAGAAUUCAUGAAGGAUUACAUUAAAUUAGGACACAUGUCAGAAAAUACCAAUUUCAAGCAAUCUGAACUGUCGAGCUCCUCUUAUUUUUUACCACAUCAUGGUGUAAUACGAGAAUCAAGCACUACUACGAAAUUAAGAGUAGUUUUUGACGGUUCCGCUAAGACAUCAUCAGGUAAAUCAUUUAAUGACAUCCAAAUGGUAGGGCCCAUUCUUCAAAAUGAUUUACUGUCAAUUUUGCUUAGAUUUAGACAACACAAAUAUGUAGUUUGUGCAGAUAUAGAAAAGAUGUAUCGUCAAAUACUCGUUAAUGAUUCACACUGUAAUUAUCAACAGAUAAUUUGGAGAGAACAUCCUACACAUGCUCUCAAAACAUACACAUUAAAUACAGUUACUUAUGGAAUGUCUUCAUCACCAUAUCUAGCUACUAGAUGUCUCAUGCAAUUAGCUCAGGAGCAUCCUGAUCCAUCCAUUCAGUAUACUAUAGCAAAUGACUUUUACAUGGAUGAUUACAUAUCAGGAAAUGCUACUAUUGAUACAACAAUUAGUCAAUGUCAAAGUGUAAUUUCUGCUUUUCAAGCUGCUCAAUUCAACCUUAGGAAAUGGAAAUCAAAUUCAACAGAAAUUACACAAGCUUUAUUAAGUAAUCAUAAUCCAUCUGACAUCAUUAACCUGAGUGAGAAUGAGUUAUCAAAAACGUUAGGUUUAAAUUGGCAUUGUACUGCUGAUGUAUUUUCUUUCAACAUUAAUUUAUACCCCAUUGUUAAGGUGACAAAACGUCAUAUUUUGUCAACAAUUUCUCAGAUCUUUGAUCCUAUUGGUCUCGUGGUACCAUGUAUUGUGAAAGCAAAGAUCAUAAUGCAACAAUUGUGGAUCGCAAAAUGUUCUUGGGAUGACCCAGUCCCAACAGACAUCCAUGAUCUCUGGACUGAAUUUCAAACAACAUUACCUCUUUUAAACAGUUUAGAGAUUCCCCGAUGGAUAACUUGUGAUUUACCAGUCAAAUUACAAUUGCAUGUCUUCUCAGAUGCAUCAGAGAAAGCAUAUGGUACAUGCAUCUAUGUUCGUUCCAUCACUUCUACGGGUGAUGUGCAUGUUCACCUUUUAACUGCUAAAAGCAAGAUAGCCCCGAUAAAGGCUACCACUAUCCCACGGUUAGAACUAUGCGCAGCUCUGUUAGGAUCUCGCUUACAUAAAAAAGUAUGUCAAUCCCUUACAUUAAAUUUUCAAAAAUCUAUCUUUUGGUGCGACUCAACUAUUGUUUUGGGUUGGCUAUCCUCGGCACCAAAUUUACUAAAACCAUUUGUUAGGCAUCGUAUUUCUGAAAUACAAGAUAAUGCAGGUGGAUCAUGGAGGUAUGUUCCGUCUUCAGAAAAUCCCGCAGAUCUCGUCUCACGAGGAUUGAGUGCAGACAGAAUCAAUAAGUUCUCACUAUGGUGGUCAGGGCCUCAAUUCUUGUUAAAUUGUGAAGAGAAUUGGCCAACAUUUCCUCAAAUAUUUUCAAAUUUACCAGAUAUAGUUUGUUCCAAUCAAGUGGACAUAACUGAAAACACACAUUGUUUAGCAAAAAUUACAGAAAAAUGUUCCUCUUUCUGUAAAUUACAACGUAUAGUAGCAUAUGUUAUUAAGUUUAUAAAUAAAUGUCAAAAGAAACCUACUAAGCAGAGCUCUGAAUUAGAGCAAUCAUUGAACAAAUUAUUAAAAUUUAGUCAGCAAGAAACAUUCUUUGAAGAAUACAAUUUACUAAGUACAGGCAAAACAUUACCUGUAAAAAAAACACUAUUAAAACUAUCACCAUUUCUUGACUCAAACGAAUUGAUAAGAGUAGGAGGCAGGCUCAACAACUCAUUUUAUGACUAUAAUGUUAAGCAUCCUAUCCUUUUAUCAAGUUCACAUAAGAUAACUCAUCUAAUUUUCAACAUGUUUCAUAUAACAUUAAAGCAUGUAGGCCCUUUGCUUUUGUUAGCUAGCAUUCGUCAUCACUACUGGCCCAUUGGCGGUAGAAAUUUAGCAAAAAAAACAUGUCAUCAGUGCAUAAAAUGCUGUCGAAUAAAGGCAAAUACACUUCAACCUGUGAUGGGUAAUCUUCCAGAACAACGUUUACAUCUUGAAUUUCCAUUCUUAGACACUGGAAUUGACUAUGCCGGGCCAAUCAUGAUAGCUGACCGAAAAGUCAGGGGAUGUAAACUUGUAAAAUCAUUUAUAUGUGUAUGUGUGUGUCUCGCUACGAGAGCUGUUCAUCUUGAACUUGUUUCAGACAUGACAAAAGAAGCAUUUCUAGCUGCUCUUAGCCGUUUUAUUGCUCGGAGGGGAAAACCACGCAACAUUUUCUCAGACAACGGCACAACCUUUGUAGGAGCCUUUAACGAGUUGGCUCGAUUUCUGUCACAAGAUUUAGAACUUAGGAAUUUCGAUUCAAGUAUUAAAUUUUCAUUUAUCCCUGCUUAUACUCCGCAUUUCGGAGGUAUUUGGGAGUCUGCAGUAAAAUCAACAAAAUAUCAUUUAAAGCGCACAUUAGGUCUAACAAAUUUAACUUUUGAAGAAAUGGCAACAUGUUUAACACAAAUAGAAGCAAUUCUAAAUUCAAGACCUUUAACUCCUCUAUCGGAUGACCCAUCCGAUCUCACUCCAUUAACCCCAGCUCAUUUCCUUAUCGGACGAUCAGUGAUAUUUGCGCCACAUCCUCAAGUACCAGAUAGUACCAAUAUCACUAGUCUGCAGAGGUUUCGCAGAAUAGAAUAUCUCAAGCAACACUUUUGGAAAAGAUUCUCUCAAGAAUACAUCUCUUGGUUGCAACAAAAAUCUAAAUGGUGUAAAACAUCUGCAGAGCCUUUGAAAGUGGGUGAUCUAGUCAUCGUAAAGGAACCAUCAUCAUCUCCGCUACUGUGGCCACUUGGACGCAUACUUCAGCUGUACAGUGGUAGCGACGAUAUUGGAAGAGUUGCAGACAUCUACACACGACGAGGUGUCAUUCGCCGCGCUUUCAACACUAUCUGCCCACUUCCCAUCAAUUAUUGAAGACACUUCAACCGGGGAGUAUGUUUGAAUUCGGAAUGUCAAAGGUGUCAACGAGCGACGUCCGCUAUGACGCCUUACCCCUUUCCAUUUCCAGCCGUCAUGGGCGACACAUCUGUUUCUUAUUUUUUAUAGUCAUUAAUUUUAAUUCUUUAUUUUGUCACUUAUAGAUAAAUAAAAGUAAACUAAUAAUACA